GGCACAUUCUUAUGUUAGUACAAAUAUGAUAGCGAGAUUACAGAAAGGUUAUUUAAAACAAAGUACACCUGGUCGAAGCGGUUUACCGAAUCAAUUAUCACCAUUCUUUAUACCAACAAAACUUCAUUUAAGCAAUACAAAAAAACCAAUUUGGGAUUGGAAAGAAUUCACUGAUCAUAUUGAAUUAAUAAUUAAUUAUAAAAAUCAUUUAGUAUUUAAUAAUUUUUGCAAUGAAUUAGACCAAUUACGUAUACUUUGUACAUGGAAUAAAUCGGAGAAAACUACUGACCAAUCAAAUUCCAGUGGGGUACUCAUGUUACGUACAGUGUUGAAUGGUGAAUAUCAUUGUUUUGAAUUAAGUCUUUGCGCACAACUUCGUCCAGAUUUGUGUACCCUACGUUUGAAUCAUUCCACAGUUGAUAAUUUCGACUCAUUAUCCUGUUCCUCUGCCUAUUCCUCCUCCUUCUCCGCCUCCUCGUCUUUACGCUCCUCCAGCUCUUGCUGCUCACUAUCAAAUAGUAGUAGUGUAACAGGAGAGAAAAAUGACCGAGAUCGAUUAACUUAUCUAAGUAUUCAUUUAAUUAAAAUGUCAACUAUAAAAUCAUCAUCUUCAAUCAGCUGUUUGUUGACUCCAGUCAGUAGUAGUAGUAUUAUUAGUAGUAGUGGUAGUAGUAGUACAUUACUACCACCAAAUAUUGAUAGUUUAAAAUUAGCCGAGAAAUCAACAAAAUCUACAUUUCGUACAAUUGGUAUUGUACUUCGUGAUGUUUGUAUUGGUUUGGAUGUUGAAAAUAGUACAGUUUCUA
This is a messenger RNA of Schistosoma turkestanicum, 806 nucleotides long. The record is from the annotation of a GenBank genome assembly. Lineage: Eukaryota; Metazoa; Platyhelminthes; Trematoda; Strigeidida; Schistosomatidae.